AAAAAGGGAAAAAAAAAAAAAAAACUACCUCAGAACGAGAGUUUCCUGAUCCCCCUAGGAGGGAAGGAGGAGGAUUCUCUCUGUGAACAACUUCAGUUUCUUUCUGGCAAUUCUUUCGUUUCUUUAAUGUGAUACCCAUUUACUUCAUUAUUAAGAAAAGGAACCCUCGCAAAAAGUGGAAAAAAACAGAGAAGGGAGGAGAAAAACCAAGCACUGACUUUGAUUUUGCAUUUCUCAAAGUCCAGCUAAAAUAUAAAAAAUAUUGAUGACGUCAAGAACUUUGAGGAGAAGACUUCUUCACGGGGAUGUCGAUGGAAAAAGGCAAGAGCAUUUGGAGACCUCAGGGUUGGAUGGUUUGGACGAGCCUCUGCUAGGGAAUUCUGAGCAUGAUGAUGGGCAUUCAGAGGGAUCCAUGCUUGAAGAUCUUCGGGAUGAGGAACGGAGGAAAGAAAAUCUCCAUUGGACACUUCUAUUUUCUCAGUUGAUCGCACAGUGGGCAGAAUGGUUAGCAAAUAUUGUCCUUGGAUCCGGGUCUCUAAUUGGACGCCUUCUAGCUUUUUCUUCCAACAUCCAAAGAGGACAAAGCAAUAAACUGCUUCCACCCACCCUUAGUCCCUUGCAGGAAGAAAGACUCAGAAAUCUACAGCAAAGGCUUGAAGUCCCCUUUGAUGGUUCUCGUGGGGAGCACCAAGAUGCACUGAAAUUGUUGUGGAGGCUGGCUUUUCCUAAUAGGGAGCUCCCAUCUCUUAAAUCAGAGCUUUGGAAGGAAAUGGGUUGGCAAGGUCCUGACCCUUCAACAGAUUUUAGGGGUGGAGGUUUUAUAUCACUGGAGAACCUGAUCUUUUUUGCCCAGAAGUACCCGGAAUCAUUUCAGAGAUUAUUGCACAAACAAGAUGGAACUAGAGCUGAGUGGGAAUAUCCUUUUGCUGUUGCUGGGAUCAAUAUUUCUUUCUUGUUGGCUCAAAUGUUGGAUCUUCAAUCAGGAAAACCGACUUCAUUGGCAGGAAUUCGCUUUCUAGAAUUGCUUGGGGAGGAUGAAAUGGCAUUUGAUAACCUCUAUUGUGUAGCGUUUCAAAUGUUGGAUGCUCAAUGGCUUGCAAAGCGUGCUUCCUAUAUGGAUUUUAAUGAUGUUCUUAAGUCAACAAGAACCCAGUUAGAGCGCGAGCUUGCACUUGAAGAUGUAUUCGGCGUGAGAGAUUUACCAGCAUACAACCUCUUGAGAAGAUAAUCUACACACUUACUUAUAUUAGUCUGUCAACUCUUCCCUUUUUUUUUUUUUUUUCCUGUUCUCUGCAGAUAUUGUAACAUAAGAGUUGUGUCCAUAUCUCUGAAACUACACCAAAAAUUGUGCUCUUUGAAAUGCCAUUCUAGUGUUUGGCCAAUCUUAUAUUACAAUGUUAAAUAGCACCCACCUAUAAAAGUCUCUGAUCUAUGUUUGAUUCUUUAGUUUCAUUGAACUUAA
Messenger RNA from Juglans regia (Persian walnut), 1462 nucleotides. RefSeq names its product ELMO domain-containing protein B. The record is from RefSeq and is a predicted model, not a curated record. The transcript is spliced from 10 exons. NCBI's taxonomy places the organism in Eukaryota, Viridiplantae, Streptophyta, Magnoliopsida, Fagales, Juglandaceae. The coding region runs from base 266 to 1228 and encodes 320 amino acids.